UGUCUUUUAAAGACAAAGAUGGGUAUAUCAAGACUCCAACAAGCCAUUUCAAAACAUCAUAAACAAAGAGGCCACCGUAACUUGCCUGUUUAAUAUUGUAAAUCACAUACUUCCCACUCACUGGUCCCCUUACCCUGCUUGACUUUUUCCUUGCUUCAUAUAACUUAUUACCUUCAAACAUAUACAAUUUACUUAUUUGUGUUUAUUAUGUGUUUCUCCUCAUCUUGAAAAUCCACCCCAGUCUCUACUAUUGUAUCCAAGUGCCUAGAACACUGCCUAACUUCUAGCAGACAGUCAAUAUCUGUUAGUUGGGAGACUAAAUGAAUAGUCAAGUUGAGGACAUUAUCCUAAUGUAAACUGACUCCUGGGCUUAAAUGUAACUGCAAGGACUAGAAAGACAAAUAGGGUACAGAAUAUCACCAAAUCCACCCACCCCCUACACAUCAUCGUACUUCCAAGGUCAACCCAUGUAUGCUUAAUAAAAUGAGAAAAACGGGCACAACAACCAAAACAUUCAGAAUAAAACCCAGAGGAAAAUUAUUAGAAGGUAUAUAUACUGGAGAAUGGGAGGAAGGGAGAAAGAGAAAGAGGAAGCAGGAAGAAAGGCAGAAAAGAAAUGAAAUAAAAUCUGUCACCAACUUACUCUUUAAAACACAAAUAUAAAGUAUGAUUGCAAUUUCAGGCUCGCAGUUUGGUGAUCAAGCACUAAUGUAUAGGUGGUUCUGGUUUGCUAUCCUGGGGUUUGACCCCUUAAAUUACUGUAGUAUCCCUUAAUAUUUGUAUCAGGCUUUCCACUAAAUGAUUUUCCCCUCUGCUCUUGCUGGUGUCUUUCUCAUUUAAUGUAUCUUCCUCUAUGCAACAGCCUUUCAGUGGCUUCCCUCAACUGAAAUAUCAGCGAAAACUUCCUCAUGGAACUGAAAAUAAAUUCUGUCUGAGGUCUUUGCUUUGAUUCUACUCACUUACUUGGAAAAACAGGCACCAGUCCCACAUCCUGCUUUCCACCCAAUUAACACUCUGAUGUUCUUCUCUAAGAAUAAUAUCUCUAUAAUUAUAAUCCUGUUUUUAAAACACAUUAACAUAGGAACAAUUAAAGGCAAAAAAUGGGGGAACAUUUUUCCAAUACACCGAGAAGCAGCCUCCUUUCUAAUGCGUUGUUUAGACUGAAAAAAGUUAAAUAGGGUGGUCGGUGCUUCCGGAGCCUCCUCGGGAUGUCGGUGGCCUUCGUACCCGACUGGCUGAGGGGCAAGGCGGAAGUCAAUCAAGAGACGAUCCAGCGGCUCCUUGAGGAGAAUGACCAGCUGAUCCACUGUAUUGUGGAGUAUCAGAACAAAGGCCGGGCGAACGAGUGCGUCCAGUACCAGCAUGUGUUACAUAGAAAUCUCAUUUAUUUGGCUACCAUCGCAGAUGCCAGCCCAACCAGUACUUCAAAAGCAAUGGAAUAAUCUUUCAAAAGCAAUGGAAUAAUCUUCCAGUUGGCUGUCGUGAGGAGUAAUUAAGUGUAAUCCAUCUCUUACAAAACAGAGACAGGAUCUUUACCAACUUAACUGGUUAAAACAUGAAUGAAACCUCUGUGGCUCUUUCAAAAAAUGUGAAAAUGUGAAGAAAGCUACUAACUUAACUGUAUUCUCAAUGUAAAUUUUUUUUUCUUUUCAUGGUGAGCUUACCGUUCAAUUUUUGUUUUUUAAAUAAUUAAGCGAAUCCCUCAAUGAGUUGAGCCCAGGUGACCUGUUUCCUGAACUUGAAGCAAGUUUGGAUAACAAAGAUGCUUACUUUUUAGUUUCAACCUGAAGAGAAAACUGAGUAGGUAUUGGGCAGGAAUUGGUGAGACUCCUGACUUGAGACCUUGCUAAAUGGACAUGUAACUGUGUGCUCCUUCCUACCAGUCUGUAAAUGUGGUCCCCCCACUGCUGCUUUCAGAUUGUUUGAAAUAAAGCUUACUUUUCUAUAAAAUAC
Messenger RNA from Cebus imitator (Panamanian white-faced capuchin), 1953 nucleotides. Its product is annotated as SS18-like protein 2. The transcript has a single exon. Gene Ontology annotation, molecular function: transcription coactivator activity. The coding region runs from base 1209 to 1442 and encodes 77 amino acids. Gene Ontology annotation, biological process: positive regulation of transcription by RNA polymerase II. The record is from RefSeq and is a predicted model, not a curated record. Lineage: Eukaryota; Metazoa; Chordata; Mammalia; Primates; Cebidae. Gene Ontology annotation, cellular component: nucleus.